Messenger RNA from Aspergillus bombycis, 264 nucleotides. RefSeq lists its product as uncharacterized. The transcript has 3 exons. The coding region runs from base 1 to 264 and encodes 87 amino acids. The record is from RefSeq and is a predicted model, not a curated record. NCBI's taxonomy places the organism in Eukaryota, Fungi, Ascomycota, Eurotiomycetes, Eurotiales, Aspergillaceae.
AUGGCUUCGCACAAUCGUACCCAACUGCGCCGAAUCAACCACGCUGCCGUCUCCGUGGCACACAUUGAGGGCCGUCGUGUCCUGCGGUCCGAGGCCCCACACGCUGGGAUCUUUCACCUUUACCCAGAGGAUUUAAACGAAGUCAAGAUCGCUUAUAUGGCCACCGGCAAUGGUGUCGGCUUUGAGUUCUUCGAGUUCAUCGACCCCUCGCACGUUCCCCCUGCCGGCUCGUUCCAGUAUGCCCUCGGUGGUUUCCACAUCUGA